AAUCUGUUUUCCUAGAUCCUAAUUGUUUUGAAGUUGGAAGCCAGUCUUUUUUUUCUGUCAGUCCUGUGCUGCUUUGUGUUUUGCUUUUGGUUCAUAGACCUUGGCGCUUUCAGUCUCUCUGAUCGCUCCAUUUGUCGCAAAUCAUGCCGCCCUUUCAACCAAGAGAUAUUACAGAUCGCGCUCCUUAUUUCUCUUCCUUUGUUACGGCCUCAGAUGAUGAUGGGACUUCACCAUGUCAGAAUCCAAAUCAGUCAUGGCUCCCGAUUCUCGAGCACGACUGCGACUUCUCCUCGCAGGUGUUCGUCGACGUCAUGACCAAUCUUAUUCGCAAUCCUAAUCUGAAUUCGACUCAUCUUUUUCGAGCUGAUAUCUGGUAUGACAGUCUAGAAGGCUCUAGCUCUCAGACUGUGCAUCAAGAGGUGGAACACUCUGUAUCUACCGCCAAAGAUCUCAAUAAGCCACAAGAGAAAAGACAUGAUACCAAGGCAACAGAUCCGCCGACAGACGAGGUUCACAGUCUAGAUCUCUCUUCGACAAAACUCAAUCUUUCACAAAGUGAAGAGAGCAAAGAUGGACGUCCAAGCCACUCUUCAGACCAGCAUCCUUCCUCCCCACCAGAUCGUAAACCCAGGAAGAUACAUGUGCCUGGCUAUUCUCUACAACGCACGCUAGUGCGAGAAAUGAUCCCGCGGAACCCGCAAUUGGAUCGUCCACUUCUUCAAACCUGUCAUCUUUUCCGCUCCAUUGAUGGAGAUUGGGAUGGAGACGAUGGUGACGAUCAUCAUUUAGUUGUCUAUCUCCCGCAUGCGUCAGAUCCAGACAACAUACCUUGGUAUCAUCCCGCUGUGUGCGGCUUGGCAUUUUUCUACAAGUCCCGCGGCGCAACAACUACAAACGACUGCUCUUCAGAAAGCCCUCAGAGCCACGGCCACAUUAAUCAAAACCAAAAACAAGGCGAAAAUGUCAAAGCCACAAUAUCCAUCCACUACUCACUUUUCCCAACUCAACACCCCCCGCUCUCAACUCGGCUCGUCCGUACCGCCACUCAGCUUCUCUCGACCUUGGCAAAACACGGCCGCGGCACGGCAUCUGGCUACGUCAAACGUGUGCAACACGACUUGCUUAUCCCCCAGGCAAGACUUCAGAAUACUUACUCCCGCUUAAAACUCGCACAUGCGCGGCGCUUGAUAGAUGGCUGGGUCGAGCAGACCGAUCCGAGUAAACAUGUUUUUGAGGAUUUAGGGAUCGCCGCGUUUCUGAUCGAGCUGUGGCGGGACAUGUACGAUUGUUGUCCUGCCAGUGAAGCCGACAGCAGCAGCAGUGGUGCUGAUAAAGACGCCGAUCAACCCGGCGCCGUGGUUGAACGUACCAAAUUUCCAGGAUUCGUCGAUAUCGGCUGCGGUAAUGGUGUCCUAGUGGAUAUUCUUCUCCGCGAGGGCUACGAGGGAUGGGGCUUCGACGCGCGGAGCCGUCGCACGUGGGAUGUGCUGGGGGAAAAGACUAGUCAGAAACUGAAAGAAUAUGUUCUUGUGCCGGGUAUUAUCAAUCCCGGCCUCUCCAGCUCAAACACCAACACCAAUUCCAAUUCCGUUUCCAAUUCCAACGAGCAAAACAACACGAAUCAGACCGCAUUGGAGCAUGAAGAAGAAGGAGGAGGGGGAGGAGGAGGAGGAGGAGAAGGAGAAGACACCGUGCCAUUCCACAAUGGGACAUUCCCCGCCGGGACAUUCAUCAUUUCCAACCACGCGGACGAACUGACGCCGUGGACGCCCCUAUUAGGAGCUCUCUCCGGUUCACCGUUUCUCAUUAUUCCCUGCUGCAGCCAUGAUCUCUCGGGAGCAAAGUUUCGGGCGCCGGCCGUUCAUGCGCUUGCUGCGCAAAAGGCUUCUUCUGCGUCCUCGACGGAUCAGAACAACAACAAGAAGCAGAACCAUACUCAGAAUCAGAAUCAGAAGCAGAAACAACCAAACCCGCAACAACAGCAGCCGUCGACAUAUGCCUCGCUAGUAGCAUGGGUCGAGCAUAUUGCGCACGACGCAGGCUACAUUGUCGAGCGGGAAAUGCUCCGUAUCCCCAGCACGAGAAACGUGGCGCUGAUUGGACGCAAGUUCCGCUACUCUCAGGAGACGGUGGCGGUGUCGCCUCCUGCCGAUGGUUGCGAAAGCGCCAGGCAUGAGCGCCAGGGCCCAGUAACUGGAAUGAGGCAAAAGGUGCAGAGUCCACAGACAAUCUUGUUCCGCGAAGGCGGUGCUGACGGAUGGGUUGAGCGCGCAAUGGCACUACGCAAAGGGAAAAUCCGGAGCCAUUAAAAUAUAGUCUUGUUUCUUCUUGGACGUGAUGUUCUGUUCUUCAUUCGGGACUCUUUUGGCUAGCGAUACUUCUGUCAUUGUCGUGCGGAAUUACUAAGAUAAAAGAAAAAGGAUAGAGUGAUGGGAGGUCCGGUCAUAGGACUAUAAUUGCGCCAUAUACCCAUGGGACGCGGACUCAAUAGUUUCCAAAGAUAUGCAUUCCCAAAGCUCGCUCGCUGCAAAUACUAUGUGACACAUGAAAUAUAAAUAUGGAUAUCUAAAGAAAUUGGGAAAUCAUUGAGGGAACAGUCGGCGCUAGAGUAUCAUCAU
Molecule: messenger RNA, 2618 nt
Organism: Xylona heveae TC161
Lineage: Eukaryota; Fungi; Ascomycota; Xylonomycetes; Xylonales; Xylonaceae
Product: DUF1613-domain-containing protein
Exons: 1
Coding region: 144-2309 (721 amino acids)
Biological process (GO): tRNA methylation
Molecular function (GO): tRNA (uridine) methyltransferase activity
Source: RefSeq, a predicted model, not a curated record